This is a messenger RNA of Dentiscutata heterogama, 185 nucleotides long. NCBI's taxonomy places the organism in Eukaryota, Fungi, Glomeromycota, Glomeromycetes, Diversisporales, Gigasporaceae. The record is from the annotation of a GenBank genome assembly.
UCACGGAAGAGUCUAGCAAUAUAGAUAUUGAUAGUUUUGCAAAAGACUUUGCCAGAUUAAAGAUCUGUCAUGUUGAUCAAAAAAAAGAUGAUAAAAAUUGGGCACAUAAAAUAGAGUCUAAUAUUAAAGAAUUGACAAAAGCUGUCAUGGAUCUUACCGAACAUAAUAGAACAUUUAAUUCAUGA